AUGAAGGAGGGCAAUUUGGUAAAUUUGACCUUAGGGAUCAUAUUGAUUUGUUAUGGUUUGGGUGGUGGUUGGGUGAAUGGUGAAGACCCAUAUAGAUAUUACACUUUUCAAGUCACGUACGGUACACGUGCUCCUCUUGGUGUUAAGCAGAAGGUAAUCCUUGUGAAUGGGCAAUUUCCAGCCCCAAAGAUUGAGUGUGUAACCAAUGACAACAUAAUUGUAAAUGUCAUUAACAAGCUUGAUGAGCCUUUCCUCUUUACAUGGAGUGGAAUCAAGCAAAGGAGGACAUCAUGGCAGGAUGGGGUGUUAGGGACAAAUUGCCCAAUCCCUCCAAACUCAAAUUGGACAUACAAAUUCCAAGUUAAAGAUCAAAUUGGAACCUUCACAUACUUCCCUUCCAUCAACUUCCAAAGGGCUGCUGGUGGCUUUGGAGCCUUUGUGAUUCAACCUAGAAGUGUCAUAGCAACUCCCUACCCCAUUCCCGCCGCCGAGCUCGACCUUCUCAUCGGUGAUUGGUACGACACCGACCAUAAGACGUUGCGCAAAAAAUUGGAUUCGGGAAUUAUGCUCCCUCUACCUAAUCGUCUUCUUAUCAAUGGACAACCUAGUACAACACUAAUUCUUAAAAAAGGGUUAACAUAUAAGUUGAGGAUAUCAAAUGUUGGAAUAGCAACAUCAAUAAACUUUAGAAUACAAGGACAUUUGAUGACACUUGUGGAGGUAGAAGGAGGUCACACAGUGCAAGAGGCUUAUGAGUCAUUGGACAUUCAUCCAGGCCAAUCCGCUGCCGUUUUAGUGUCUCUUAAUAACCUACCAAAGGACUAUUACUUUGUUGCUUCUUCUCGUUUCACUAAACCUAUUCUUACUACCAUUGGUAUCCUUAGAUAUGAAGGCUCUUCCAUUCCUCCUUCCAAGCCUUUGCCCAUCGGACCCACCUACCAACUCCAUUGGUCCAUGAAGCAAGCCCGGACCAUCAGAUUAAAUUUGACAGCAAAUGCAGCAAGACCAAACCCACAAGGAUCAUUCCAUUAUGGGAACAUAACAGUAGUGAGAAGACUGAUAUUAGAAAAUUCAUUGAGAAAGAUCAAAGGAGCUGUUCGUUGUGCAGUGAACAAUGUGUCUUAUGUUGAUCCACCAACCCCUUUAAAGUUGGCUGAUUGGUUCAAUAUUGGUGGUGUUUUUGACUUCAAAACCUUCACUGAUUUCCCCACUUCUAGACCUGCAAUGCUUGGGGUCUCUGUUGUUAACAUCACUCUUCAUGAUUUUGUGGAAAUUGUGUUCCAAAACAAUGAAAAUACUGUCCAAGCUUGGCAUUUUGAUGGAACCAGUUUCUAUGUUGUUGGUUAUGGUUCUGGUGUUUGGAAAUAUGACAUGAGGAAACGUUAUAACUUAGUGGAUGGUAUAUCAAGACACACUGUUCAGGUAUAUCCAAAGUCUUGGACAGCUAUAUUAGUGUCAUUAGACAACAAGGGGAUGUGGAACUUAAGGUCUACAAUAUGGUGGAGAAACUAUUUGGGUCAACAAUUAUAUUUCAGAGUUUGGAAUGAUGAAAAGAGCUUAUAUACUGAGACUGACAUUCCACCCAAUGCUCUCAAGUGUGGCAAAGCAUCCAAGUAUUAAUAUAUUCAUAUAUAUAUAUUUGAAGAAUACUUGUUAAAUAUUCAUUUUCUCUGAUGAAUAAGCUUGCUUUGUGUUUAUUUAUCUUUAAUUAGAGUUUUAAUUAAAUUCAGUCACAAGAGGGUGACUGAUAAAAUUUAGUUUAAGAAAGGAGGGAGAGAGUGAAGAGGAAGAAGAUAUGAAAGGUUGAAGACUGUGAGAGAGAUAAGAGGGUUUCUACUUUCAUUUGUUAUUAUAUUUAAUCACUGUAUUUUUCUAUGUUGUAAUAAAUCCUUUAAGCAGUUCAUUUCAGUUGUUUGAGUAGUUAAGUUCUUCAUAAUUUGUCAUUGUUCCUAAUUCUUUGUGGUUUACUCUUAAAAAUCUAUAAAAAGAGCUCCAUUUCUUUCCUUAUUUUUUUAUUAGAUGCCUAUUUUUGGCCAACAAACUAAAGGAACUUUUAUUAACAAACGAUCCCACCUCAAUUUCCAACACUUCAGUCUAUGAAGGAUGAAAAGUUUCUUUACCAUUUUGGUAACCAAUGUCGAUAAAAAUUAACUUUGAAAGACAAAAUUAAAAUCUUAUUGAUAAUACAAGGAAUGAAUUUUAGAUUUAUUCAAGAUACAUGGACUAAUUAAAUAAUUCAAAAUACAUAGAUCAAAAUAGAGCAAAAUCCAAAGUACA
This is a messenger RNA of Benincasa hispida (wax gourd), 2277 nucleotides long. Its product is annotated as L-ascorbate oxidase homolog. Gene Ontology annotation, molecular function: copper ion binding; oxidoreductase activity. NCBI's taxonomy places the organism in Eukaryota, Viridiplantae, Streptophyta, Magnoliopsida, Cucurbitales, Cucurbitaceae. The record is from RefSeq and is a predicted model, not a curated record.